AUGGACGACAAGCCACCUCCAAAGAAGAGGUCACGCUUCUUCAGUAACGGUAGAAGCAAAGUCGGCAACAUCCUGCAGCCAUUCAGAAAGCAGUCGCAGGCAGACCCUGACAAAUCUGAGGACAACAGCACUGACGAUAAUCCUCAGCCCAGUCCCAACCACCUCCCGUUACCAUCCAACGUCCAUACUCCUUUCGCUACGCAAACCACGAGUCCAUCUCAACCCCAAGCUAACACCGUGACCUCCGGCCUGAGUGUUUCAAGACCACUGCUCGGAGCCUCAAAGGCAGCUCAGAAUGGCGCUGCAGCCGCCAGUCGAGGUCAGAACAAUAAAGAAAGCAAUCCACCACAGCCAGACGCCACAGGCAGUGAAGCUGAAACCGACGUGGAAACGAGUUCGGACUCGGAAGACGGUGAGCGGGCAGAAGACAUCGACGAGAGCGAUCGUGAGAAUACCAAACCACACACCAACCCCGAGUCGAACUCGCAUCCAUUAGGAUUGAAUCAAACGCGUUCAAGGCAUCCACGAAGGAACGCCAUCUACGGUGUCGAGGCACUUCUUCCACCCGGUUCAGACAGAUCGAACAGCCAUGGACAACAGGCUGGUCCGAGCUCCACCCCAAUCUUUGUCCCUGCGCCCUCCAACCCUCUGGGGAAUAGCUAUAGCUUUGGCGGUGUCCCUACGAACCCCCAUGUCAUUCCACCUGGGGGACAAUACCCCUUCAACUUCCGUACCGCACAGGCUGCACACGCGCCACCGACCGUGGAACGUGCAACAAGUGAUGGGCUGCGGCACCCGCACCCGCACCCGCUGGGCUCUGGCCUAGCACGCCUCGCACAACAAACUGUCCAUGCUGACACCGGUCCUCUCCAACAGCAACAACGACCACUGACAACGCCGCCCUCGCACAAUGCCUCUGCCACGUAUUUGGACGUGGACCGGGAUGAAGACGGUGGUCGGCUCCGGAAGUUCCCUUCACGCGCGCCACGUCCCCCUGCCCAUCAUGGCAUCUAUGUGAGACCUAAACUCCCGCCUCACCUCGCUGUGAAUCCCGACUCGCUUGUUCCAGAACACAUGUACACAGCUCCCAACCGCAUCGAACACGCCCAGGAAUUCGCUCGCAUAACCCUCAAACGCAAACGCCCCGAAGCAAUCCUCCCCCCGCCCUCGUACGUCUACCAGCGCACCGGCGACCCGAACUUCAACGCCUUCCAUGGCUUCCUGUUGUACCCAGAACUUUGCUUCACUUUGGCGACACACCUCCCGGUCAAGGACCUGGUUAGCUUGUACGCGAUCAGCAAGGACUUCCAUACCAUUCUGGACACGCGCUUCACCACGGUGAUCCUCUCCCAAGCGAUGACCAAGGCCCCCGAAAGUGCCCGGGCGUUUAUGUUCCGCAGCUACGCCUACCUCUGCCGCACCGACCCGGCCGCACGCCUCCCUCACCCCAACAGCCGCCUCGCAGCGCUCAACAUCCCUCGCCAAAUCCCAUCCUUCCGAUGGCUUAAGAUGGUUCUGCACCGCGAAAAGGUCAUCCAUGAGCUCAUGACCGUCUUCGCCGAAGGAGGUAUCCCUCUCCCCGGACGGUGCGCGUUGGCACUCAAGAGGCUGUGGUUCAUGCUGGACAUACCCGACAACGCUCGACGCAUCGGGUACGUUCACAACCGGGGCAUGAUGACCGACCUCGAUCUGUACUUCUCGGCGUGCUUCUUCACGAAGCUGGACAUGCGACUCAACGACCCGGUGGCCGCCGAGAAGAGAGAGGGGCUGAGGAAACUGCUCCUCGCCCAGCGCAGCUUCACCAAGAUCCUGCGCGUACUGAAGCGCGACAUCUGGACGACCCGAUUCGACGCGAUGCGCGAGUGGGUCAAGUGCAAAUACACGCCGGCGCCGGACGAGGUCGGGCUGAGCAUCUUCGGCGUCCCGGCGCAUCGCGUGGGCACGGGCCAGCUGGAGUACUGGGGUCUACGCACCGCCGAGCAAGUCGGCCACCGGCUCGAGGUGCUCCUGCGGCCGGACCAGCUGAUCGUCCGCGAGGCGUUCCGCCGCGGCAUGCGCUUCGACAAGCAUUAUCUCAUGUUCAUACUGUACGGGUACAUCCGGCCGGACACGCUGGAGGACUACGAGCCGCGGACGUACGGGCGGCGCAUCGGCGAGAUCAAGGACGACGAGUACGAGCUGGACGACGUGAUCGGCGGGGUGGCCGCGCUCGGUGUCGACGACGAAGGGUUCGAUUCCCUCCUCGACCUCGGACAGCCCCGACGGAUCAGCAAGUUCACCAUUGUCAAGGAGGAGACGUCCAAGCGCGAAAAGGACCUGCGAAAGGCCGAGAAGGAGCUGUUGAAGAGUUGUCACGCGUGGUGGGAGCAGGAGCGCGAGCAAAUGCUGGAGCGGGGGCGAGAGGGGAGAGUGAUAUGA
Messenger RNA from Fonsecaea erecta, 2418 nucleotides. RefSeq lists its product as hypothetical. Lineage: Eukaryota; Fungi; Ascomycota; Eurotiomycetes; Chaetothyriales; Herpotrichiellaceae. The coding region runs from base 1 to 2418 and encodes 805 amino acids. The record is from RefSeq and is a predicted model, not a curated record. The transcript has a single exon.